Molecule: messenger RNA, 3122 nt
Organism: Cricetulus griseus (Chinese hamster)
Lineage: Eukaryota; Metazoa; Chordata; Mammalia; Rodentia; Cricetidae
Source: RefSeq, a predicted model, not a curated record
CAGGAAGGCCGCUGCCUGUAUGUCAUCCUGCUCAUGGCGGUGUACUGGUGUACGGAGGCCCUACCCCUGUCAGUGACGGCUCUCCUACCCAUCAUCCUCUUCCCCUUCAUGGGCAUUCUACCCUCCAGCAAGGUCUGCCCCCAGUACUUCCUCGACACAAACUUCCUCUUCCUCAGCGGCCUGAUCAUGGCCAGUGCCAUCGAGGAAUGGAACUUGCACCGGAGAAUCGCUCUCAAGGUCCUCAUGCUAGUUGGAGUCCAGCCUGCCAGGCUCAUUCUGGGGAUGAUGGUGACCACUUCAUUCCUGUCCAUGUGGUUGAGCAACACGGCCUCCACCGCCAUGAUGCUGCCCAUCGCCAAUGCCAUCCUCAAAAGCCUCUUUGGCCACCGGGAAGCUGGGAAGGACCUUCAUCGGGAAGGCGAUGAGAGCACAGCUGCUGUGCGGGGAAAUGGACUGCGAACAGUGCCCACGGAGAUGCAGUUUCUGGCCAGUUCAGAAGGUAAAAGCCACCCUGAGGAGGCAGAGGCCCCACUGGAGCUGCCUGGUGACUCCAAGGAGGAGGAAUAUCGCAGAAAUAUCUGGAAGGGCUUCCUCAUCUCCAUCCCCUACUCAGCCAGUAUUGGGGGCACCGCCACCCUCACAGGAACAGCCCCCAACCUCAUCCUGCUUGGCCAGCUCAAGAGUUUCUUUCCACAGUGCGAUGUGGUGAAUUUCGGCUCCUGGUUCAUCUUUGCCUUCCCUCUUAUGCUGCUGUUCCUGCUAGCUGGCUGGCUCUGGAUCUCCUUCCUCUAUGGUGGAAUGAGCUGGAGGGGCUGGAGGAAGAAGAAGUCUGAGAUAAGAGCUGAUGCAGAGGACAAAGCUCGAGCUGUCAUCCGAGAAGAGUUCCAGAGCCUGGGGCCCAUCAAGUUUGCCGAACAGGCCGUUUUCAUCUUGUUCUGUGCGUUUGCCAUCCUCCUCUUCUCCCGGGACCCGAAGUUCAUCCCUGGCUGGGCCAGCCUCUUCGCCCCUGGGUUUGUUUCGGAUGCUGUCACCGGUGUGGCCAUUGUCAUCAUCCUGUUCUUCUUUCCAUCCCAGAAGCCCUCACUCAAGUGGUGGUUUGACUUCAAAGCUCCCAACUCGGAGACUGAGCCCCUGCUGAGCUGGAAGAAAGCCCAGGAGACGGUGCCCUGGAAUAUCAUCCUUCUUCUGGGAGGUGGCUUCGCCAUGGCCAAAGGUUGUGAGGAGUCGGGGCUGUCAGCAUGGAUCGGUGGGCAGCUGCACCCUCUGGAACGCGUGCCCCCGGUGUUGGCCGUUCUGCUCAUCACUGUGGUCAUCGCCUUCUUCACAGAGUUUGCCAGCAACACAGCCACCAUCAUCAUCUUCCUGCCUGUCCUAGCAGAGCUGGCUAUCCGGCUUCAUGUGCAUCCCUUGUACCUGAUGAUCCCAGGCACAGUCGGCUGCUCCUAUGCCUUCAUGCUGCCAGUCUCAACGCCCCCCAACUCCAUUGCCUUCGCCAGUGGACACCUGCUGGUCAAAGACAUGGUGCGGACUGGCCUCCUGAUGAACCUGAUGGGUGUCCUGCUGCUCAGCCUGGCCAUGAACACCUGGGCACAGACCAUCUUCCAGCUGGGUACCUUCCCAGACUGGGCUGUCACCCACUCUGCCAACGCCACCACCCUGCCACCUGCCUUGACCAACAGCACAGUUCAAAUCCUCUGAGCCUGAUGGGGAUUUCCCUUUGGGCUGGGCCUUCCCCAAGGGCAGUUGCUGUCACUUGUUGCUAGGACCUACAAGCUGAUCAAGCAAUUCUUUUCUGUAAUCUGAUAGGAGGCAGCAAGCAAGGAUGACCUGGGGCUCAAACUCACUGUCUGCGGCACCUUCUCUCUUUCUCAAAGCAUUUCAAAGCCAGCUAUCUCCUGGAUCUGCUGUCUGAGGAGCAGGCUUUUCUCACUGAGCUCAUCCUGUGGUUAGGGUGCCAGGUAAUCCACUUCAGCCACAAGGAACAAACCUGAAAUGGCAUUUGUCGUGCACACCUGGGGUUGGGAGCUAUCCGUGCUUAUGGCUGCCACUGACUUUAGGUUUCUGAAGACAUCACCACUCUGCUGGGGGAGGCGUUGUGGCUGCAAAGCUUAGGGCCAGAUGUUACAGAUGUUCACCGCAGACUGAAUUCUGCCUUUUCUGUUAUCUGUCUGCCCAGCAGCCAGAGGUUGUCUUCCAUUCCCUGAGGCAGAGGGAGGACGCAGGCCUCUGGGAGUUUCUUUGCUGCUUCUCUAGCCCCCCAAGCACACCACAGGGGUUUGAGAAACCCCCCGCUCACCUGUCUACCCAAGAUGCUUGGGUUCUCUUUUCUCAUCUGAUUCCCUUAGGCUAUAACUCUAGGUCAAGCCAUGCUGGAUGGGCCCCCAUUAUCCGUCUAGGACCCCUCCCAUCUGUGGCCCUUGGGAGUGGUCAUGGCUGCAGACCACCAGCUGUUUCUUACCCCCACAGCUGGGUUUGGCCUUUCCACUUCCACCCCAUAUGGUCAAUAUGUCUAAAUUGCAAAGGCUACAGUCUUCAGGGAUGAGAGAAAAAUGUGAAAGUAGGUGGAAGCCUUGAAGAAAACCAUGGCAAAAAAGGAAGUAUACUGUAACAUAUAUGUAGACGGAUACCCUGCCAUAUCCUGCCAGCAGAGACUGGAGCCAGGAAGCAUACUGUAACAUGUAUGCAGACGGAGACCCCGCCAUAUCCUGCCAGCAGAGGCUGGAGCCGGGCAGCAGACAGUUGCUGUCCUUAUUCCCAGCUUAAGCUUCUGGUAUCCUGUGAAUGGCACAGGGUGGGGACAGCGGGUAGCUUGGAACUCUGCUGACACCCGGGGGUGGAGCCCUCACUUCCUUCUGAGGGUGGACAUCCUGGGGUUGGACACUUUCUGAUAAGGCACAAGUGAGUCAGAGGGCUUUCCCAGUGCUGAGGUGGUGGGGGCCCUGAGCUGGAGGUGACACUACCAGACUGAAUCAGCUUCAGCCCUCCGGAAAUGGAUGGUGGUGUCUCUUAAGGGACGGGGACCACAUACUCAGAAGCCCAUGGCCUUGUGACCACAGGAUUCAUGAUUUCUGAUACUGCUGAUCAAAAAUGCGCUCAAAUAAAGAAUGUUGGUCAAUACUGGA